Neoarius graeffei (lesser salmon catfish) is the source of this 882-nucleotide messenger RNA. Its product is annotated as germ cell nuclear acidic protein-like. NCBI's taxonomy places the organism in Eukaryota, Metazoa, Chordata, Actinopteri, Siluriformes, Ariidae. Bases 1 to 882 code for a protein of 293 amino acids. The record is from RefSeq and is a predicted model, not a curated record. The transcript has 6 exons.
AUGCUUCCACUCUGUCAACAAUGUGUAAAAGAUGAUGAUGAUGAGGAGGAGGAGGAGGAGGAGGAGAAGGAUGAUGUUGAUGAUGAUGAUGAUGUUGGUGAUAAUGUUGGUGAUGAUCAUGAUGUUGAUGAUGAUGAUGGUGAUAAUGUUGAAGAUGUUGGUGAUAAUGUUGGUGAUCAUGAUGUUGAUGAUGAUGAUGGUGAUAAUGUUGAAGAUGUUGAUAAUGAUGUUGGUGAUAAUGUUGGUGAUGAUGAUGUUGAAGAUGUUGGUGAUAAUGUUGGUGAUGAUGUUGAAGAUGUUGGUGAUAAUGUUGAUGAUGAUGAUGAUGAUGUUGAAGAAGAUGUUGAUGAUGGUGAUAAUGUUGAAGAUGUUGGUGAUAAUGUUGAUGAUGAUGAUGAUGAUGAUAAUGUUGAUGUUGGUGUUAAUGUUGGUGAUGAUGAUGAUGUUGGUGAUGUUGAAGAUGUUGGCGAUAAUGUUGGUGAUGAUGAUGAUGAUGAUGAUGAUGAUGAUGAUAAUGUUGAAGAUGCUGAUGUUGGUGAUAAUAUUGGUGGUGAUGAUGAUGGUGAUGUUGAAGAUGUUGGCGAUAAUGUUGGUGAUGAUGAUGAUGUUGUUGAUGAUAAUGGUGAUAAUGUUGAAGAUGCUGUUUUGUCAUUGCUCAUCAGCCCACAUCACUCCCAUAAUAUCGAGGAGAGCCUCCGUGGGCGGGGCUUCGGGAGCGCACAUCGCGCGGCGCGCGCCUUCAGCUCGUGCCAGUCGGAGAGCAGCGCGCGGACUCGGUGCGUCCCGGGUGAGUGCGCGCUGAAGCGGUCCGGUGUGUCGGUGUUCCACCGUUCCGUCCACAGCUGCAAUGAAGAAAGCGGGCGUUUCUCAGCCCGCAGCUGA